AUGCCAAGGUCUUUCCUGGUGAAGAAGGUAAAACUGGAUGAUUUCUCCAACGGAGCGGAUUUGGACGCUUACCGGCCCAGGGCAGACCUCAGCCUACGGCUGCACGACAAAGCCAGCUACAUCAGCGAUUACAUCACCCCGGGGGUGUAUGAUGGUGAGAGUGACAGCGGGAUCAAGGUGCCCUCGCCCGACCCCCUCUACGAUGGUCUCCACAGCGACUACGGGGCGCCGGACUCCGAGUCCCCCGACAGCCCGGGGUCAGAGAUCACCGACGGCUACAUCAACGGCGACGCCGCGGUGAGCGAGGGCUACGCGGUCGACGCCUUCUUCAUCACCGACGGCCGCUCGAGGCGGAAAGCCCUCGGCAGCCCCAGGACCAUCCAGAGGCACACCUGCAACGAGUGCGGCAAGACCUACGCCACGUCUUCCAACCUGAGCCGGCACAAGCAGACGCACCGCUCGCUGGACAGCAAGAUGGCGAAGAAGUGCCCCACCUGCGGGAAGGUGUACGUGUCCAUGCCGGCCAUGGCCAUGCACCUGCUCACCCACGACCUGAAGCACAAGUGCGACGUGUGUGGGAAAGCGUUCAGCCGGCCCUGGCUUUUACAGGGGCACAUGCGCUCGCACACGGGCGAGAAGCCCUUCGGGUGCGCCCACUGCGGCAAGGCCUUCGCCGACCGGUCGAACCUGCGCGCUCACAUGCAGACCCACUCGGCCUUCAAGCACUUCAAGUGCAAACGCUGCAACAAGACCUUCGCGCUCAAGAGUUACCUGAACAAGCACUACGAGUCGGCGUGCUUCAAAGGCCCCUUCUCCCCCCUCGGCCCCCUAGAUGCAUGA
This is a messenger RNA of Lampris incognitus (smalleye Pacific opah), 840 nucleotides long. Its product is annotated as transcriptional repressor scratch 1-like. Gene Ontology annotation, molecular function: DNA-binding transcription factor activity, RNA polymerase II-specific; RNA polymerase II cis-regulatory region sequence-specific DNA binding. The transcript is spliced from 2 exons. Gene Ontology annotation, biological process: regulation of DNA-templated transcription. The coding region runs from base 1 to 840 and encodes 279 amino acids. The record is from RefSeq and is a predicted model, not a curated record. Lineage: Eukaryota; Metazoa; Chordata; Actinopteri; Lampriformes; Lampridae.